UAUGCAAUGAAAGUAUGCUAAAACCCUAAGCUUGGCUAUUCUUUAUCUUCUAGUUACACACGAUACUCUUCGUUAGAAGGAGCGGCCACUCUCUCACAGUGUCGUUCAGGUUUUUAAUUGAGAUAAUUGGAUUUAUUUAUUGAGUGGGCUGCAAAUUUGGAUCCGUCAUGUCGAAUUAUGCCAAACCUGAGGCUGCAUUAAAUCAGGCUGAAGCCCUGAUCAAUGUUGGGCAGAAGCAAGAUGCAUUGCAAGUGCUUCAUGAUCUGAUUACUUCAAAGAGACACCGGGCAUGGCAAAAGAUACUUGAAAAGAUUAUGUUCAAGUAUGUAGAGCUUUGUGUUGAUAUGAGGAGAGGUAAGUUUGCCAAGGAUGGUCUGAUUCAAUACCGUAUAGUUUGCCAACAAGUGAAUGUCACUUCCUUGGAGGAGGUUAUCAAGCACUUUAUGCACCUCUCUACUGAGAAGGCUGAGCAGGCUCGUAAUCAGGCACAAGCCUUAGAAGAAGCGCUUGAUGUGGAUGACCUAGAAGCAGAUAAAAGGCCAGAAGACCUAAUGCUUAGUUAUGUCAGUGGAGAGAAGGGAAAGGAUAGGUCUGAUCGUGAACUUGUUACUCCUUGGUUCAAAUUCUUGUGGGAGACUUACAGAACAGUGCUUGAAAUAUUACGGAACAACUCAAAGCUUGAGGCACUCUAUGCGAUGACUGCACACCGAGCCUUCCAGUUCUGCAAGCAAUAUAAGCGGACAACUGAAUUUCGUAGACUGUGUGAAAUUAUCAGGAACCAUUUGAUGAACCUUAACAAAUACAGAGAUCAAAGGGACCGACCUGAUCUCUCAGCUCCAGAGAGUUUGCAACUCUAUCUUGACACUAGAUUUGAACAGCUAAAGAUUGCCACUGACCUCCAGCUCUGGCAGGAAGCUUUUUAUUCCAUUGAAGAUAUUUAUGGACUGAUGUGCAUGGUUAAGAAAACACCCAAACCUUCUUUGCUGGUUGUUUACUAUGCCAAGUUAACAGAGAUUUUCUGGAUUUCUUCAAGCCAUCUUUAUCAUGCUUAUGCAUGGUUUAAGCUUUUUACACUUCAAAAGACCUACAAUAAGAACCUGAGCCUAAAGGAUUUGCAACUGAUAGCCUCAUCUGUCGUUUUGGCUGCACUUUUAGUGCUCCCUUAUGAUCAUACCCAUGGUGCAUCUCAUUUGGAACUUGAGAACGCCAAGGAGCGCAACUCGAGGAUGGCCAAUCUGAUAGGAUUUGAGCUUGACCCAAAACUUGAUAAUAGAGAAAUGCUUUCAAGAUCAGCCCUUCUCUCAGAAUUGGUUGCCAAGGGUGUACUGAGUUGUGCAACUCAGGAAGUAAAAGAUCUGUACCACCUUUUGGAGCAUGAGUUUUUCCCUCUAGAUCUUGCCUCAAAGGUACAGCCACUUUUGGCAAAAAUUUCAAAGUUAGGUGGUAAGCUUGGUUCAGCUUCCUCUGUACCAGAGGUGCAGCUGUCCCGAUAUGUUCCAGCCCUUGAAAAGCUUGUUAUCCUGAGGUUGCUUCAGCAGGUAUCUCAGGUUUAUCAGAUAAUGAAAAUUGAGAGUUUAUCUCAGAUGAUUCCCUUUUUUGAUUUCAAAGUGGUGGAGAAGAUUUCCGUUGAUGCUGUAAAAUAUAAUUUCAUGGCUAUGAAAGUUGACCAUAUGAGGGGUGUUGUUUUGUUUGGUAAUUUGGGUCUUGAAUCUGAUGGUCUGAGGGAUCACUUGGCUGUUCUUGCUGAGUCUUUAAAUAAAGUGAGGGCCAUGAUAUAUCCUCCUGCAAAUAAAGCUUCAAAACUAGGUGAAUUGUUACCUGGUUUAGGGGAGACUGUUGAUAAGGAGCAUAAGAGACUUCUUGCUAGAAAAUCAAUCAUUGAGAAAAGGAAGGAAGAACAUGAACGUCAACUUAUUGAAAUGGAACGUGAGGAGGAGUCAAGGAGGCUAAAGCAACAGAAAAUAACAGAAGAGGCUGAGCAGAAGAGGCUUGCUGCUGAGUACGAGCAAAGGAAAAGUCAAAGAAUUCUAAGGGAAAUAGAGGAGCGUGAACUUGAAGAAGCUCAGGCACUACUUGAGGAAGCUGAGAAGCGCAGUAAAAAGAAGGGAGGCAAAAAGCCAAUUUUGGAGGGAGAGAAAGUUACAAAACAAACUUUGAUGGAGCGGGCUUUGACUGAGCAACUUAGGGAGAGGCAGGAAAUGGAGAAAAAGUUACAAAAAUUAGCCAAAACUAUGGAUUAUCUGGAAAGGGCAAAAAGAGAAGAGGCUGCUCCCUUGAUUGAAGCCGCUUUUCAGCGACGGUUGGUGGAAGAGAAGGUGCUUCAUGAACGUGAACAACAGCUAGAGACUGAACUCAGCAGACAACGUCACGACGGGGACCUCAAAGAAAAGAAUAGACUUUCUAGGAUGUUGGAUAAUAAGGAAAAAUUCCAGGAAAGAGUAUUGAACCGUCGUAAAGCAGAGUUUGACAGGCGCAGAGUAGAGAGGGAGGAAAGAAUCAACCAAAUUAUUCAGGCACGCAAACAGGAGAGGGAGGCAAUGAGAAAGAAAAUAUACUAUGUUAGGUGUGAAGAAGAAAGACUGAAAAAGCUACGUGAGGAGGAAGAGGCUCGUAAGUGGGAAGAGGCUGAGAAACGAAGAAAAGAAGAAGCCGAACGCAAGGCAAAAUUAGACGAGAUUGCUGAAAAGCAGAGGCAAAGAGAGCGGGAAUUGGAAGAGAAGGAAAAGCUGAGAAGAGAAGCUCUCUUGGGGAGACCAGCUGAUGUGCCCGCCAAGCCUUUUGAGCUUCCUGCUCGUGCAUCGGAGCCUGGAACUACUGCUCCAGCUGCAGCUGCUGCUGCGCCAUCUGCUGGAAAAUAUGUUCCCAAAUUCUUGCGUGAGAGAACUGAGGGUUCAGGGCAACCGCCACCUACUCAACCUGAUCGGUGGGUUGGCGGCAGGCGAACUGAAGGCUUUGGUCAGGCCCCACCAGAAUCUGAUCGAUGGAGCAGGAGAACCGAAGGCACUGCCCCUGUAUCAGAAUCUGAUCGGUGGGGUAGCAAUGGCAGGCCAGAUGAUCGUGCAGCCCCACCUAGUGAUAGGUGGCGAAGUGGUGGUAGUUCGAGACCAAGUUGGUCAUCUUCUCGUAACCCACCACGCUGAUCUGAACUCUGAUCAUGGAUUAAUCUGGCUGAUGGUUAAAAUGGGGCUAAUUUGGUGAUGUGCUCAAAUGCUGAUGAUGGAUUUUUGUGAUAGCUCAAGGAUGUCUUUGGCAAAUCUGAGGAAAUAAUCAUGGCUAUAAAUUUUGAGAGCAUGAGACUUGGUAGAGUUGAUUGUUUUAUUUUUCUUUUAUCAAUAUUUUUCUUGUAUGACAAGCCUGCGAAAUAUUUAUUCUAGACUUGGAACGCUCAAGACUUGGUGUAGAGUUUGCUGCAUACUCAGACUUGUUACGGUUUGUUUGGUUAUGUUAUGUUUUGCAUCAAGUAUAUGACAAAUCCAGAGCUGAUUUUCCUCAUGCUGUUAUAAAUGUCAAUCAAGUGUUUUCGUCAA
Molecule: messenger RNA, 3527 nt
Organism: Pistacia vera
Lineage: Eukaryota; Viridiplantae; Streptophyta; Magnoliopsida; Sapindales; Anacardiaceae
Product: eukaryotic translation initiation factor 3 subunit A
Exons: 14
Coding region: 168-3140 (990 amino acids)
Biological process (GO): formation of cytoplasmic translation initiation complex; translation reinitiation
Cellular component (GO): multi-eIF complex; eukaryotic translation initiation factor 3 complex, eIF3m; eukaryotic translation initiation factor 3 complex, eIF3e
Molecular function (GO): mRNA binding; translation initiation factor activity
Source: RefSeq, a predicted model, not a curated record